CGCUAGCCCCGCCCACUCGUCUUGUGACCACGCCCCGUGACCUCUGGCCCCGCCCUCGGCCCAGGGAGACGUGGCACUCGCUUCUGCUGGGCGACGAGGCUGCAUAGGCUCGGCACGGGCGUGCAGGCAUAGUUCCUUCAGGUGUGGACGUCUUCUGGGGAUGUGCAAGUGCUGAGCCAUGAAUCAGCAAGGACACGCGUCUGCCCCAGCGUAUGGGCCUCCCCAGUCGGGCUACGGGCAGUAUCAUGCUCCCUACGGUCCCCAAUACCAGCAGGCCCCAGCCCCCCCACAGAACAUCCACAAUGGGCCGCCCCAGCAAGGCUAUGGGGGUCCACCGCCUGUGUCGGCAUCUGGAGCCAUGAAGCCUGGCAUGGGCCCUCCACUGCCCAUGGACCCAUCCGCACCCCCACCAGGACCCCAGGCUGGAUAUAACCAGUUCUCACAAGGGGACGUUCAGAACGGGCCCUCCGGGCAAAGACCUCCCAUAUCGCAGGGGUUCAUCCCUCCUGGGGGAGCAUCGCCCCCACCCAUGCAACCCUACCAGCAGCCGGCAUAUCAGAAUGCAGGACCACCCCUAAGUAACCAGCAACCAGCCUAUCAGAACGCGGGGCCACCCAUGACACAUCAGCAACAGCCGGCCUAUCAAAACGCAGGGCCUCCUCCAACUGCCCAUCAGCCAGCCUAUCAAAACGCAGGCCCCCCUCCAAAUGCCCAUCAGCCGGCCUAUCAGAAUGCAGGACCCCCACUCUCGACCCAUCAGCAACAGCAACCCUAUCAGAAUGCGGGUCCUCCGACAGGACCUCAGCAGCUGACCAAUCAGAUGGGGGCAAUGACACUGGGUGGAGGAGCAACCCAGUUCCAAGGGCCCCCUGGCUCAACUCCAUAUGGAGCUCAGCCACCCCCCACCUCACUUGGAGGACAGCAGCAAUAUGGGGGCCCUCCUAUGCCCAUGGCUGGUGCCCAUGGCAUGCCUCCCAUGCCCCCCACUGGGCCCACAGGAGCCAUCCCUGGAAUGCAGCCCCAGGGUGGGCCUGGACAAGGCCAGCACGGAUACCCACCCCAGCAGAAUGGUGCAUAUGGCGGGCAGCCUCGGGCUCCUCAGCCUGGCUAUCAUGGCAGCUACCCCGCUCAGCAGCCAAACUUCGGUCCAGCGCCACAAGGAUCGGGCCCCCAGCAGGCACCAGGACCACGCCGUCUUGACCCUGACUCCAUCCCAAGCCCGCGACUUGCUGAACCGUUGGCCCAACAGAAAACGCGGCAUAGGAUAGACCCAGAUGCUAUCCCCAGUCCAAUCCAGGUGAUCGAAGACGAUCGGAUGCAGCGCUCGAAUGACCCCUACAUCACGUCCGUGCGUGGUCAGGUGCCUCCACUCGUCACCACCGACUUCCUCGUCAAGGAUCAGGGUAAUGCGAGCCCACGGUUUAUCCGCUGCACAUCGUACAAUCUGCCGUGCACCUCUGAGAUGGCCAAGCAGUCCCAAGUACCCCUCGCCGCCAUCAUUAAGCCGCUCGCCACACUUCCGGUUGAAGAGACCCCGCCAUACAUCGUGGACCACGGGGAGACGGGGCCUGUGCGCUGUAACCGCUGCAAAGCCUACAUAUGUCCCAACAUGCAGUUCAUUGAGGGUGGCCGCCGCUUCCAGUGCGGAUUCUGCAACUGUGUCACCGAGGUCCCCCAACACUACUUCCAGCAUCUGGACCACACGGGACGACGCGUCGAUCACUGGGACCGACCAGAGCUCUCUCUCGGCUCCUACGAGUUCAUCGCCACGGUCGACUAUUGCAAGGAAAACAAACCACCCAACCCUCCGGCAUUCAUCUUCAUGAUCGAUGUUUCAUACAACGCCAUCAAGAGCGGCCUGGUGAACCUGGUGUGUGAGGAGCUCAAGACUCUGGUCAACCACCUGCCGCGGGAGGGCCAGAUGGAGCAGUCGGCACUGCGCGUGGGGUUUGUCACCUACAACAAGACGCUGCACUUCUACAACCUGAAAGCGUCGCUCGCCCAGCCGCAGAUGAUGGUGGUGUCCGAUGUGGCUGACGUGUUCGUUCCGCUGCUUGACGGCUUCCUUGUCAACGCCGUCGAGUCGCGGCCUGUCAUCGAGAGCCUCCUGGAGCAGAUUCCAGAGAUGUUUGCCGAUACGCGGGAGACAGAGACGGUGUUUGUGCCCGUCAUCCAGGCUGGCAUGGAGUCGCUCAAGGCAGCAGAGUGCGCGGGAAAGCUGUUUGUUUUCCACACUUCACUGCCAAUUGCCGAGGCGCCCGGCAAACUCAAGAAUCGUGAUGACCGCAAGCUCGUGAACACCGACAAAGAGAAGACGCUGUUCCAGGCGCAGAGCAACGUCUACCACUCGCUGGCCAAGGACUGCGUGGCAGCUGGAUGCUGUGUUGACCUCUUCCUCUUCCCCAACCAGUUUGUGGAUGUGGCCACACUGGGGCUGGUUACACUGCAGACUGGGGGCUCCAUUUAUAAGUACAACUACUUCCAGUCGAAUUCGGACGGUGAACGUUUCCUCAACGACCUGCGCAGGGACGUGCAGAAAACCAUCGGCUUCGAUGCAGUGAUGCGUGUCAGAACCAGCACAGGUGUGCGAGCAACGGAUUUCUUUGGAGCGAUCUACAUGAGCAACACGACGGACGUGGAACUCGCGGCUAUCGACUGCGACAAGGCGGUGACGGUGGAGAUCAAGCAUGACGAUAAGCUGAACGAGGAGACGGGUGCCUUCCUACAGUGCGCACUGCUCUAUACGAGUGUAAGUGGGCAGCGGCGCCUGCGCGUGCACAACCUCGCCCUCAACUGCUGCAACCAGAUGUCGGACAUGUACCGCAACUGUGAGACCGACUCCAUGAUCAACUACUUCGCCAAAGCCACAUUCCGUGCCGUGGCCCAUAACCCAACCAAGACGGUGCGUGAGAGCCUGGUGAACCAGUGCGCCCAGGUCCUGUCGUGCUACCGCAAGAACUGCGCCAGCCCCUCGUCCGCUGGCCAGCUGAUUCUCCCCGAGUGCAUGAAGCUGCUGCCCGUGUACCUGAACUGCGUCCUCAAGUGUGAGGUGCUGCUGGGCGGCGCUGACAUCGCCACCGACGACCGCGCCUACCUGCAACAGCUGCUGCUGAGUGCUGACAACACCCAGUCAGCUGCUUUCUUCUACCCCCGGCUGUUGCCACUGCACAAGCUGGACGUGGCGAGCGAGGAGCUGCCCGUGAGCGUGCGCUGCUCGGAGGAGCGCCUACAGGACGGCGGCCUCUAUAUUCUGGAGAAUGGCCUCAGCCUCUUCCUGUGGGUGGGCAUCUCCGUGUCGCACGAUCUCCUGAAGGCUCUGUUCAACGUCGACACGUUUGGCCAAAUCGACGGCGAGAUGACCAUGUUGCCGGUACUGGAUAACCCAUUCAACAAGCGAGUUCGUGACAUGAUCGACUCCAUCAGAGCCGAGAGACCACGAUACAUGAAACUGAUGGUCGUGAAGCAGCGCGACAAGAUGGAGCUGCUCUUCAAGCACCUGCUGGUGGAAGACAAGUCCCUGAAUGGUGGCGCCACCUACGUCGACUUCCUGUGCCACAUGCACAAGGAGAUUCGCCAGCUGCUGAGUUAGACGGCGCCAACUCCUCAUGUGGCUGGAACUCCCAUCGCCCACCUGCCACCGGGAGGGGAAGAGAGGGGCGGAGGGAGGAGGUGAAGAUGGGGGAGGGCAGGGAAUGAGAGAGGAGAGAACCCCGUUGUUUUGACACUUUAAAAAAACGAAAACGCAAAAUGGCACACCUCGCCUGUUUUUUUGUCUCGUUCCAAUUCAAGCUUCUCGUUAGUGGCCGGUUUCAGUCUCAGAGCAACGCCCAUUGUUGUUUGUCUUUUGCGCAAUAAAUUGUCACUUUUCGUUUUCCUAGGACCUCGCGACAUUGCGCUUUUAAGAGUUCUCAAACUCUUAUACCAUAAUCGUAUAUUUCUGCGCGUACAUGCGUAUGCGCACACGUUUGAAAGAGCUCCUCUUGUGGAAGGUAGGCACAGGGACCCUACAGACUGCUUGGGAACUUGCUGCCUUAGUUGACAGACCACCUUGCCUUGUGGAAACGGCCACAAAUCCAAGUUGUUUAUUAUUAACAUUAUGAUUAGUAGCAAUAGUCACAGUACAUAAUCGUAGCUUAAUUUGCGACUUUUUUUCGUAGAAUCUGACCUGCAUUGGUUCUGGAUUCCAAGCUGUGCUACCGUUAUAAUUUACAUUUUGCCGUGUUAUAUUUUAUCAAUGUUAGCCUGGGUCUUAAUGUUAGGUCUGAGUGGAUAUUGCCUUGGCCCAGGUGCAAAGGCACACAAUGCCAUGUGUGUCCUUUGCCAUAGCCAAAGGAUUUCAAGUACAGCCUCCUUCACGAGUCAGAUUAAAUCAUGGGCCCAGUAUUCUCAACACAUCGAGGCACACGCCAUCUGUAUUUGCAGCUGGAUGCUUGUUUCCCUGCUGUGUGCUGUAGUUUUUUGGCUUCCAAGCCCCACACUACACCACAUUUUAGUCAUUAUUCAAGAGGCAAAGGCAAUUGCCUCUUGAUUGGUUGCUGAUAAUCUCGAACUAACAUGUAUCUGAUAAGAUUCCUCACAUUCCUGCAUAGACCACUUUUGCUACCAUAGUUUUGUGCAUUGGAUUUGAAUGGUUGCGUUUGCAGCCUCGAUCGAGUGUGGCCUGGCUUGGCUGCUGUGUGCUGCUACUGCACCUCAAUGCGUUAGCUCCGCUGCUGUGCAGUGAUGAAACACGCUUCCUACUGCAAAGUGCAGGUGGUGGGCAUCCCAGUGUUCGGAGGCCUACAGAAAACAAGUCCCCUCUAAAUGGGCUUUCUCAUGCACUACCAGCACAGUGCACUGAGAAAACCAGAACCUGUAACUCGAUGGUUGCAUCUGUGGCACUGAAAGCCACCCUGUCCAAGUUAAAAAUGUUUUUUAAAUGGCCUGGCUUUCAGAGUAAUGAUUGUUCUGAACACAGGUCAUCAUGGACAUUACAAUUUGUGGAAAUUUGUCAGCCUUGCUGGGGUUGGAAUUUAAUGGAAUUGUGUUGGGGAGUGAUCUAGAUAAAUAACUAAAACUUUGAGGUCUUUGUUCUUAAAUCUAUAACUGGUUUCUGUUCAAACCAACGGCAUAGAAUGUAUGUGAUGUAGUUUUGUACAGGAACAGAUUUGGAUGAGACUUAUUAUGAAGGGGAACAAAGUCACUUUCUGCAAAUUAUGCUCAAGAGAAUUUGAAUUUUGAUGUCAAGUAAAGCCAUGUUGCUUUAACGUGUCAGUAGAUUGAUUGAUUUGCAGUCGGUAUUGGGGUGUCUAUGAAUGCCUGUGUAGAAGCUUAAGUUUAGAAAGUGCUCAUUAUAAACUGAAAAACAAAAUAGAUGUUCCAAAUUAACUUUAAAAAACAACAUACCAGCAUUUUAAAAUUAAACAUCUUUGUGUGCUGUUUAAUUUGAACGCUAUAAGUAUCCAAAACGUACAUUUGAAUUUGGAUAAAUUAAGACUUGGUUGCUAUUUGCUGUGAAUACAGGUGUAGAUCAUUAAAACAAAUCUGGGAUAAGAUAGCAAAUCUACAGCUUCGUCGUACGAUUCACAAAUGCGUUUAAGCCGCAUUAUAUGUACUUACUUUUUUUUCUCUCCUUCCUGUGUGCGUUGUUUAUUUUUAACGGUAAAAGAAGUGACUGGAAGAGAAAGAUGUAUAAUACAGUAGUUGUACGAGCUCGAUCCAGCCGUUGCCGAAUCUGCUGUCCGAGACAGGGCACCAGAAAUACAUUUGUGCAACUUUCACCAUCGUCUAAAUCGCGCCGCCGGUAAAACGUCUAACAAGCCACAGCGCUGAAUUCUGCGUUGCACACCGUUCAGCUUCACCGGGGCUCACAACACUGCAACCAGUACCCCCCAACACAAGGACAACGACCCCACCAAGAAAAUGAACAAUCGGAGGAUGAAAUGUGUGUUUAAAUGAAUCUAAGCCUCGUGGAAAUCGGAUGCCGUGUCAACAUGAUUUGCUGUGUAGAGUCCAAAUUGAUUUAUUUGUUACAAUUGGUUAGUCCUCCCCCGCAACCUAAUGUGUAAGUGAUGGUGAAUGUUCUUAAGAGCCAGGAUCACACAGAUUCGCAUAACAGGAAUGUAUCAAUUUAAAUAGAUGUUUACACUUGAAACAUGCUUUGAGAAAAUCAUGUCUUAACCAGUUAUUUAAGAUUUAGAGUAUAUGCAUUUACUCCAUGUUAUGCUAAUAUACCUUUAGGCUAAUAAAAUGAAAGACGAGACAAAAAGGAAUUGCUGAAUGGACCCACAGAUCAUUGAUUCACUGGAUGGAGGGUGAAUUUCUAAACACAUUGUAACAAGUACCCCAAGUUUCUUACAUUGCCCAUACAGGAUAACAUUUAAAUGUCAAUGGAAAAUGCUGGUGCUCAAAUAACCAUUGGAGCAUUUUCACCAAGAACUGUACUGUAUAUGAAAUCAUUUUGAACGCACAUUAUCUCCAGCGAUGCAGGCUUGGCACGCUGGCAUCACCUACAUUAAUAUAUACUUCAUAUUUCGUACAUCUCAAAUAACAGUACUCAGCGAUAAAUGGAGCUGACGGUAAUAUUUCCACAAGUUAAACGAUUUAAAACUUUUAAAAUUUUUACCAGAUAAGGCCCACUGAUCAACCUGGCCAGAAAUGUAGAGCUCAACGAAGUGGCUGGUUGAAAUUGAUAGCUGCCACAUACGUGACUCAUGUUUCUAAAUGUGAAGGGAAACACGUGACCACGGGGAGAACAUGCAAACUCAAAAUAUACAGGCGUCAGGAUCGAACCCAUGACCUGUGUAUAGCAGGCGAGGUAGUUAACAUUUCACCACAAUGUUUUCCCCCACCCUCCCGACUCAUUCUCUCACAAGCUCCGUUUAUUUUGCCUCUGCUUCGUGGUGUCAACUGUGUGUCGACUCAUGAGGGAGAGUUCGGCUGGGAAUUUUGCAAUCAGUUUUGUCACGGGAUACAUUUACAAAACAAAGACUCGGCAUGCUUAUUUGUUAAUCCGUGCUUUUUAUCCAGUUUCAACACAACCAGGGUUUUUUUGCCCCCGUAAGUUCCUACAAUUUCCACUUUUAUGUUAAAUAUGCAAUCAUUUUUAUUAAACAGUUACUCGGAUUAAUUGCUAGAAUAUGAUACUCGCGUAUAAUUAUUUACUAGACGGUUUGCUUGGAGUUGUGGAUUUGAAGGGACCGGUCUGGAUGGAUGGGAGCAGCGUUCUCUGCUCCGCGUGCUGUACAAACAACGCAGCUGUAAAGUGAGUAUUGUAUUUUUAAUGAAAUAAAUUUGAUGCAGAAGUUC
Messenger RNA from Lethenteron reissneri (Far Eastern brook lamprey), 7287 nucleotides. RefSeq names its product SEC24 homolog C, COPII coat complex component (gene SEC24C). Gene Ontology annotation, molecular function: zinc ion binding; SNARE binding. Gene Ontology annotation, cellular component: COPII vesicle coat; endoplasmic reticulum exit site. The record is from RefSeq and is a predicted model, not a curated record. Gene Ontology annotation, biological process: endoplasmic reticulum to Golgi vesicle-mediated transport; intracellular protein transport; COPII-coated vesicle cargo loading. Lineage: Eukaryota; Metazoa; Chordata; Hyperoartia; Petromyzontiformes; Petromyzontidae.